CGGCCCGCCAAGAUGGCGGCGGCCAUGGCGGCCCCGGGCCGGGUGCGCACCCGGGACGUGCUGCUGCCCGGCGGCCCCGCCGACUUCGGCUCGCUCCUGCUCUCGCCGCCGGUGCUGGCGGGGCUGGAGGCCGCCGGCUUCCACCGGCCGUCUCCGGUGCAGCUGAAGGCCAUCCCGCUGGGGCGCUGCGGGCUGGAUCUCAUCGUGCAGGCCAAGUCUGGCACCGGCAAGACCUGCGUGUUCGCCACCAUCGCCCUGGACGCGGUGCUGCUGGACAGCCCCGCCACGCAGAUCCUGAUCCUGGCUCCCACCAGGGAGAUCGCCGUGCAGAUCCACGCCGUGAUCACCACCAUCGGCACGCAAAUGGAAGGCUUGCAGUGCCACGUGUUCAUCGGGGGGACGCCGCUGAGCCAGGACAGGAGCAGGCUGAGGAAGUGCCACAUCGCCGUGGGCUCCCCAGGGCGGAUCAAGCAGCUGAUCGAGCUGCAGUACCUGAGCACGGCCAGCGUCAGGCUCCUGGUGCUGGACGAGGCUGACAAGCUGCUGGAGGAGGGCAGCUUCCAGGAGCAGGUCAACUGGAUCUACUCCUCCCUGCCUGUCAACAAGCAGAUGCUGGCAGUGUCAGCCACCUACCCCGAGUCCCUGGCUGCUGCUCUCACCAGGUACAUGAGGGAGCCCACCUUCGUGAGGCUGAACCCCACGGACCCCGGCCUCCUCGGGCUGAAGCAGUACUACAAAAUUGUGAAUUCCCAUCCCCUCCCACAUAAAACCUUUGAGGAGAAAACCCAGCACAUGCAGGAGCUGUUCAGCAAGAUUCCUUUCAACCAGGCCUUGGUGUUCUCCAAUCUGCACAGCAGGGCUCAACGUCUGGCUGAAAUCCUGACAUCCAGAGGCUUCCCUGCUGAGUGCAUUGCAGGCAACAUGAAUCAGAGCCAGCGCCUUGAUGCCAUGGCUAAAUUAAAGCAAUUCCACUGCAGAGUUCUGAUUUCCACAGACUUGACAUCUCGUGGAAUUGAUGCUGAGAAGGUGAACCUGGUCAUCAACCUGGACGUGCCCCUGGACUGGGAGACCUACAUGCACCGCAUCGGCCGCGCGGGGCGCUUCGGCACCCUGGGGCUGGCUGUGACCUACUGCUGCCGUGGGGAGGAGGAGAACACCAUGAUGAAAAUUGCUCACAAGUGCAACCUGCAGCUCCUUCCUCUGCCAGAGCCAAUCCCCCCUGGAGUGAUGGAGCAGUUUGAGGAAGGGCAGGUGGAAGUUAAACCUGCAAUACCCACGGCUCCUGUGGUGAACUCUGACACUGUGAGUCCUGAACCAGAGCAGCCAGUGCUGCAGCCUGUCCAGAAUGGCUUUCCAGACAUUCCUCAGCCUCCCUCUAAUCUUCCAAGGGAUAAUUCUUCUGUAGAAAGGCCAAAAAAGACUCCGAAGCAAAAACAGAUUAAAAAGUGCACAAAUCCUUCAAAUGUACAGAAAAAUAGAACCCCCCAAACUUCCAGCUCUCUCAUAGAACAGAGGAACCAAGCCAAACCCAUCUCCAGGAUGGAUGGACACAGCACUCAGGCUCCAGACAAGGAGGCCUUAAAAAAGAACCUUCCCAAAAUUCCAUGCUUGUCUUCUUUCAAAACCCAACUCACCAGUCCCUGGAGCUUCUCAGAUUUUGUUGAAGAUUAUGAAUAUUUCAUUAAAGAGGGGUCAGAGAGAGAGGUGGAGAUUUUAAGGAGUUACUCAGGCCCAGGAGAGCAGCGUGAGCUGCCCAGAAAUGGGGAUGUGGAGUGGGAGGAGAUGGAACAUCACCCAGAGGCAGCAGCAGGCGGGGCUGACAGCGACGGCUCGGAGAGCUCCAGGGGUUCCUUCCACAGCAGGGCCAGUCACUCGUGCUCUGAGGCCUUUUCAGACACACAGGAGCCAAGCCCUGUGCCCCCAGCAGGGUUCUGUGCCACACCUGAGGCUCCUCGGGAGCCACCCCACAGCCCGAGGCAAAAGGAAGCGAGGAAGAAAGUCCCGAAACAAAAUGCUAAGCACAAGAAAAGCCACAAGCAGCAGUGCUGCAGUCCUGCCAGGAGCAGAGCUGAGGAGGAGGGCAGCUGCAGCUCCUGGGGUGGGGCUGCCCACGAGGGCUGCAGCUCUGGGCACUGCUGGAGGUGUUACUGCCAGGCCUGGCAGAGCUACUACACAGCAGUGGCCGAGUUCAGCAGGAGUUACUGGCACCUCAGCUGCAGCACUGCCCACCACAUGCACUCAGUCUAUCUCCAGGAGCUGCUCAGGGAUGAGGAUUGAUGUCCUGAUGCUGGCUGGGAGCAGGGCUGGGCAGGCCUGGGACAGCAGGGCUGCUCCAAAGGACACUGACAAGAGAUGGGUGUUGUUCAGAUGGAGAAAAAUGGUGUCUGUAUAGGCAGCUGUGUCUGGGGAAUGCUUUACACAGGUCCACUGAGGAUGUUACAGUUUGUUAAAUAAAAGGAAAAGAAAGACA
Molecule: messenger RNA, 2470 nt
Organism: Passer montanus (Eurasian tree sparrow)
Lineage: Eukaryota; Metazoa; Chordata; Aves; Passeriformes; Passeridae
Gene: DDX20
Product: DEAD-box helicase 20
Exons: 11
Coding region: 13-2277 (754 amino acids)
Biological process (GO): spliceosomal snRNP assembly
Cellular component (GO): SMN complex
Molecular function (GO): ATP binding; RNA helicase activity; RNA binding
Source: RefSeq, a predicted model, not a curated record